AGUGCUUCAUUAGCAGUUCAUCAUUACUGAACUCUCCCUUCACAUGUCCCGCCUCUUCUGCCUGACGUGCCAUUCAUCCUAUCAGAGCUCAGCUGUGCCGUGACGUCACGUCCCCUUGGUCUGUUUUGGUUCCUGAAAGACGACGUCAUUAUCGGAUUUGCACGCGAGAAAUGGCGAGGUAGAACAAUCCGAAAGCGCGAGCCGCGUCUCCGGAAGCUCAGUUUCGUCUGGUUGAGGCUCGUGUGUAUAUACAUAUAUAUAUAAUUUUAAAUUAUUAUUAUUAUUUUUAUUUUAUUUUUGCGCUUCGUUCCUAUGGAAACGAACCGUCUCGAGAACGGGAUGCCGUGUCAAAAUCAGAAGCAGGUGGUGAGCAGUGAGAGGCGCGAGCUCGAGCACGCGGCCAAGCAGGUCCGGUUCGCGGAGAAGAGCAGCAGCGCGAGCGCCGGUACAGCGCGAGCACCAGGAGGAGCAGGAGGAGGAGGAGCAGGAGGAGAACCGGCGGCUGCUACCGUUAAUGAAAACACCUCCGGCAGUGAGAUAGCGAGACAGAUCGGACCUCAGCUCAAACUUCUGCCUUUAAACGACCAAAUCCGAGAGCUACAGACCAUCAUCCGGGACAAGUCCACCAGUCGAGGUGAUUUUGUGUUUUCUGCUGACAGAUUGAUAAGACUAGUGGUUGAAGAGGGACUCAAUCAGCUUCCUUAUAGCGAGUGCACUGUGAUCACGCCCACAGGUCAUAAGUAUGAGGGGGUGAAGUUUGAGAAGGGAAACUGUGGUGUGAGCAUCAUGCGCAGUGGCGAGGCGAUGGAGCAGGGUCUGAGGGACUGCUGUAGGUCAAUCCGCAUCGGGAAGAUUCUCAUCCAGAGCGAUGAGGAGACUCAGAAAGCCAAAGUUUUCUAUGCCAAGUUUCCUCCUGACAUCAGCCGCAGGAAGGUGCUGCUAAUGUACCCCAUACUGAGUACGGGUAACACGGUGAUUGAGGCGGUGAGGGUGCUAAAGGAACAUGGCCUCCAAGCCAAACACAUCUUACUGCUGAGUCUUUUCUCCACACCGCAUGGUGCGAGGUCCAUAGUAAAGGAGUUUCCUGAUAUCACAAUCCUGACGACCGAGGUUCAUGCUGUCGCUCCCACACACUUCGGCCAGAGAUACUUCGGCACAGACUGACACCGACACUGACACACACACACCCCCUCACACACACACACACACACACACACAUACACACACACACACACACACACACACACCCCCCAAAGGCUCGUCCCGCUUCCCAAGAAGUAUUGUAACAUUUCUGAUUGGCCCAUUUUCAGUGUUACUGAAACUUUUGUGCUUAGUAUUCUCACUGCGCUCACUCUCACAUCACAGACUGUACACACGAUGGACAACGUGUGGGUGGAGCACGGUGUCCAUCAGAUGCCCCGCCCACAUUUGUCAUGGACAAGCGUCUUCUUCAUACUAAGGUGGUGCUCAGAGUCCACACGUCUAUAGAUAUUUUUCAAAACAGUUUUAUUUUCUCUGCAUUUCGUUCUCCUGUCCACACCAAACCAUGAUUUAUUUCACUGACAGCAAAGCUUUUCAAAAAUUGCGGUUUUGCGUGCAUUACGAAUGUUUUGCUAGGACUCUGUUUAUCGUUCUGCACAUUAACCCCGAGUUGUUUGACCAAACAGUUUAUGACAUAAUAUCGCCACCUACUCGGCUGGUGAGCUCGUGUGUUUGUUUUUGAAAACGGUGUUUGUGUUGAAGGAAAUGGUUUUCGGAAAAACGCCAUUCACCUGGAUGGAAAUGUCGAAAAACAGCGUUCGCAUGGACACGAAUGUUUGUUUUUUUUUAAAAAAAAAACUGAUGUUCAUGUGGAUGAAAAACAGCAUCUCGUGGAUGCGAACGUUUUUUCCGAAAAUCUCAUCCAUCAUGGAGAGCGCUGUUACUUUAGACCACAUAGGCUUUAUACUGAAAAAUAAGAAAUAGAUAAUAACUGACUGUA
This is a messenger RNA of Pangasianodon hypophthalmus (striped catfish), 1981 nucleotides long. RefSeq names its product uracil phosphoribosyltransferase (FUR1) homolog (S. cerevisiae) (gene uprt). The record is from RefSeq and is a predicted model, not a curated record. The transcript has 7 exons. NCBI's taxonomy places the organism in Eukaryota, Metazoa, Chordata, Actinopteri, Siluriformes, Pangasiidae. Bases 313 to 1164 code for a protein of 283 amino acids.